Messenger RNA from Lathyrus sativus (Indian pea), 858 nucleotides. NCBI's taxonomy places the organism in Eukaryota, Viridiplantae, Streptophyta, Magnoliopsida, Fabales, Fabaceae. The record is from the annotation of a GenBank genome assembly.
AUGGGUAAUUGGAGAAAACAACAAGGGACGAGUCAUCAUCAAGUGGGUCAGUGGCGAUCCUCGUCUUAUAACGGAAAACCGAAAUCGACGGUGCCUUUGUGGGAAAAGAAGUUUUGUGUUUCGGUUGGUUCUGUUCCGUGGGGGAAGGUGGUGGAAAACAAGAGGUAUAUGUGUCUGCAUGAGAAUGUGAUGAACUGGGAUGAUUCUGCUGUCAAAGAGGCUUUUGACAAUGCGAAAUGCAGGUUUUGGGCUGAGAUCAAUCGCUUUCCUUGCGAUAUACCGUUGCCUGAUCCUAAUGUUUAUAUCGACGAUGUGGAUUCGAAUGCAAGCGUCGAUAGUGAACUUUAUUUGGAUUUGGAAAGAAAAUUAGAGGUUACAAAUGUGGAAGAAAAAGGGGAGGAGGUUGUGAUUUUCGGGGAUUCUCUAAGGUUGAAUCAGUCCUUUUCGGGUCCGGGAUGGGGGGAUGAAGAGGAAGAAACAAAGCCUUUUGAAACAAACUAUGAUUCCCCGGGGUGGGAGCAUCAAAAUAACGAAACAAACUCGUGGGAACAAUGUGCUGCUUUGGUUGAUAGUCGAAAUGUUUAUGAGGAAUGGAAUCGGAGGGAGGGAUACAGUGGUGACUUGUGUAACAAGUAUCAACAAGGAAGAAAUGGUGGGAAUGGAAAUUGGGGAACAUGGGAUGGAUAUAACAGAAAGAGAGAAAAUAACAUGUCAUGGUCUAAGAAUCCGGGAUAUCAUUGCGGUACUAAUGAGUAUAAGAUGAAUCGAGGAAGAAGAAGAAAUCGAGGAGGAGGAGGAAGGAGGGGAAAUUUUGCUUAUAUGGAGAAAGGACCUACUCCUAGACCUGGUGCAUGGUAA